CAUAUUCUAUUAUGUCCUCUUCCCAACUCCCAUUCUCCAUUAAUGGCUUCCCAUGCUUAUCUGUUUCUUUCAUUGCCAGCCCUUAUAUACUUGUACAGUUGUACUCAGAAGAAUUAUACGCAAUAGUUUUUUUUUCCUGCGAAUUAUUGCCCGGGGUUUUCCAGUUUCACAAGCUAUUUUUGGGGGUUGAUUUCAAUAUAUCCUUCUAAUUGGAUCCCCCAUUUGAUCGCGUUUAACUUCUCUGAAAAACAUGUUUUUUCCGAUAUAUUUGAGCAGGUAACAGAUUCAGUUCGUCAAGAUCAACAAGCUUCAAGGAUUCAUUCGUAGCAUCUGUAAGCCCUCCUGCAGAUGAACUUUAGUUCUUCUUAGGUUAAAUUGCUCUUAGCUUCUUUGAGUUAAUUUAGCGAUUUCAAUGUGACCUCGAAUGAGCUCGCGUUUCGUUGAUGAUUCUUCAUCUAAGAAAAUCAGAUCUGGGUACUCUUGAGAUAUGGACAUAAGCAGUGAAGCCAGUGUAGAUUUUUUAUCAGUUGGGCCUUCAUCCCUCCUGGGUAGGGCUAUUGCUUUCAGAGUAUUAGCCUGCAAGUCGAUUUCACAACUGCGGCAUCAGAUUUUUCAGUCGUUGUUAUACUACUUGUCUAAGUUCAGGACUGGAGUUUCUUACUGCUUGAAGCCAUGUAUGUCCUGGCUGCAUCCGCGGAACCCUCAAGGGGUACUGGCAUUGGUCGCUCUCUUGGCUUUCUUGCUGAAACGAUGCACGAAUGUGAAAAUGAAGGCGGAGGUGGCUUGUAGGAAGAGAUUUUGGAGGAACAUAAUGGGAUCUGCUUUGACUUAUGAGGAAUGGGCUCAUGCAGCCAAGAUGUUUGAUAAAGAAGAGAUCCCUAAAAUGAAUGAGUCAAAUCUUUACGACGAAGAACUUGUUCGGUUCAAACUCCAAGAACUUAGGCACCGUAGGCAAGAGGGUUCCCUUAGAGAUAUUAUCUUUUGUAUGAGAGCCGACCUCGUGAGAAAUCUGGGUAACAUGUGCAACCCAGAACUUCACAAGGGUGGGUUUCAUACCCCGAAGCUUAUUCAAGAAUACAUUGAUGAGGUCUCAACUCAGUUGAGAAUGGUUUGUAAUGCCGAUUCAGAUGAGGUUCUUUUGGAGGAGAAGCUUGCUUUUGUUCAUGAAACUAGACACGCCUUUGGUAGAACGGCUCUGCUCUUAAGUGGGGGUGCUUCUCUUGGGUCAUUCCACAUCGGCGUGGUGAAGACAUUGGUUGAACACAAGCUUUUACCACGGAUCAUUGCCGGCUCAAGUGUAGGGUCCAUCAUGUGUUCUAUUGUGGCUACUAAGUCUUGGCCUGAGCUCCAAAGCUUCUUCGAGGAUUCAUGGUAUUCGUUGAAGUUUUACGAGCAGAUGGGGGGAAUAUUUACGGUCUUUAAGAGGGUGAUGACCUUUGGGGUUGUUCAUGAGAUCAGACACCUUCAAUAUAUGUUGAGGAAUCUCACUAAUAAUUUGACCUUCCAAGAAGCUUAUGAUAUGACCGGUCGGAUUCUUAGCAUUACGGUUUGCUCCCCAAGGAAGCACGAGCCAGCGAGAUGCUUGAAUUACUUGACAUCCCCACAUGUUGUUGUGUGGAGUGCCGUUACAGCUUCGUGCGCCUUUCCGGGCCUUUUUGAAGCCCAAGAACUUAUGGCAAAGGACAGGAGUGGAAAUAUUGUUCCUUAUCAUCCUCCGUUUCAACUAGGACCCGAUGAGUUGGAGGGCACAUCUUCUCGUCGUUGGAGGGACGGUAGCUUGGAGAUUGAUUUGCCUAUGACUCAGUUAAAGGAGCUUUUCAAUGUAAAUCAUUACAUUGUUAGUCAGGCAAAUCCUCAUAUUUCACCCUUACUCAGGCUCAAGGAGUUUGUGAGAGCUUACGGAGGUAGCUCUGCUGCCAAGCUUGCAAAGCUUACUGAGAUGGAGGUGAAACACAGAUGCAAUCAGAUACUAGAACUCGGGUUCCCGCUCGGGGGAUUAGCGAAGCUUUUUGCCCAAGACUGGGAAGGGGAUGUUACUGUUGUAAUGCCUGCAACUCUAGCUCAGUACUCAAAACUACUGCAAAAUCCAUCUACAAUGGAACUACAAAAGGCAGCAAAUCAAGGGAGGAGGUGCACUUGGGAGAAGCUCUCAGCCAUUAAAGCAAACUGUGGGAUUGAGCUUGCUCUCGAUGAGUGUGUUGCCGUGCUCAACCACAUGCGCAGACUGAAAAGGAGCGCAUACAGAGCCGCUGCCCCUUCUUCUUCCACCUAUUCAACGGGCCCCGCCACUAGAUUCAACGCCUCUAAAAGAAUCCCUUCUUGGAACUGCAUGGCGCACGAGAAUCUCCACGACGGCAGUGAUAGUGACCAGUCUGAAUGUGCUGACCUUAAUUCAUGGACACGGUCCGGUGGCCCUCUGAUGAGAACAACAUCUGCAGAUAAGUUCAUAGACUUUGUGCAGAACUUGGGUUCAGCUGGUUUCCAGUUGAACAAUGGAUUAACGGUUGACCCGAACGAGUUUGAAGAAAAGGACCACCGGAUUCCUUUGAUUGCGGGCUCAAGCGUUGUUGUGUCAGAAGGUGACUUCCUCCAGCCCGAAAGGAGUCACAAUGGCAGCAUUGUGUUUAACAUUGUGAAGAGAGGAGACUUGACGCCGUCGAGCCGGAGCCACGACUCCGAGAACAGUAGUUUCGUGCACGGCUCCGGGGCCGAAUGCGUCCAACUUGACAGUCUUGAAAAGGAAACUGAGGCUAGCUCAGAUGAUGGCGCUGAUGAUAAAUAAGGCAGGUUUUAGAUGAAACCCGAGUAUUAUCACCAAACAUACUUCCCAUCAUAUAUUCAUAUCCUAUUUAGAUUUAGUAGUGCCAAAAAUGAAUUGGAGUUGGGAGAAUUCAAUUCCAUCCAAAUUAAUUUCAUAGAAUUUCAACUCUCAAUUCAUUUCUAAUUCAGUAAAUUUCGUGUACCAAAUGAACCCUUAUAUCUCCCUUCUUUGGAAACUCAGGUCAAAAGAGAGAAACAAUCAGAAAUUUGCCUUGUCCAUGAUGUGCAGGCUCUGACAUUUUAUGGG
Messenger RNA from Cuscuta campestris, 3067 nucleotides. The record is from the annotation of a GenBank genome assembly. NCBI's taxonomy places the organism in Eukaryota, Viridiplantae, Streptophyta, Magnoliopsida, Solanales, Convolvulaceae.